AUGCAAGUUUCUGUUGAACAGACACAACAAGAAAAGCAAGAUGAAACUCCAUUGACUCUUUCGCCAGCACUGGCAACACAAUUUGUCGAAGCAUUACAAUUUUGUAAGACAAUAGUCGACUUUGAUAACCCACAGACAAUCAAUAUGAGAAGCAAAAAAGCAGAUUAUCUCACGAAAAUCUUCAAUACUGUUAAUAACGUUCACGUAUUUCGGAGCCUAGACGAAUCAUUACGAGUAGAAUUAUUCGAUAUGAUAAAAGUAAACAUAUUACGCGAAAUUCCACCUAUUCCACUCACGAUUAUCGACGCAGAUUCAAGGAUACCAAUUAACACUAAUAGUUGGUUACAUCUUUCAACUGUUCAUAGAAUACUAUACUCAUUCGUAUCUAAUUCGGAGAUCAGUGCUCUGCAAAAUUUAUUAACUAAAGAUUUUCUCACGCGUUACAUAACAUUACUCGAAAGUCCAGAUCCAAAAGAGAUACAAGCAGUCGAAUCUUUCAUAUUACUCGUAUUUGAUACAGUCUCAGGCUAUCGUCAGAUAAUUUUUCAAAUAAUUUUACGCCAGCUUCUCAAAUACCGUGAUAACUACAUGCUAUAUCCUUGUGUAGCCCCAUGCCUCCGAUUUCUCCAUCAUUUCUUGAAAGCGCAGACGCUCCCUCUCAAACCUCCAUUUUUCACACUUUACAAAACGAUUAUUUUCCCCUUAAUUUCCUCUCAAAUGUCUUCUGAGUUUUUCGGACCAUUUAAUCAACUCGCCGAGUUCUUUGAGAGCCAAGAUGGAACCAUUUCCACAUGGACUCUUUACGAAUUAGUGAAACAUUGGCCAAAAACAGACACAAACAAAGAAACUGCUUUUCUUAGCCAUUUUUCAUAUUUGGCGCCUCAUCUUCCACCGAAAGACAUCGAGAGCUGCGGCUUGAUCAUCUUCAACAUCCUUAAGGAAUCCUUGGAUUCGUUGAACUUCAAAACAAACAUUUCUGCUUUGAAUGUAAUAACGAACAAAAAUUUUUUAAUUGUUUUCUCAUCGUUUUCGACAAAACUCGUUCCUAUCAUACUGAAAGGUGUUGAUAGAUGCAGCGCGCACUGGAACGUUGUUGUAUCAAAAGCAGCUUUGGACGCAGCCAGAGUUUUGAUGUCUGUAAACCAUGAUGUCGGCAGCAGACUCGAAAUCGGAAGAAUAGAGAGUGAGAGAAAUAGAGCAAUACAAUCUAAAAGAAGGAAUUGGGAGGUUUUGGUCGAAGAAGUCACAAAAAAUGACAAAAAUAAUUUUGACAAAGAAGAGAUAUUACAGAGAAUCGAUGUGUUAUUUAAGUAA
This is a messenger RNA of Trichomonas vaginalis G3, 1314 nucleotides long. Its product is annotated as protein phosphatase regulator protein. Bases 1 to 1314 code for a protein of 437 amino acids. Gene Ontology annotation, biological process: signal transduction. The record is from RefSeq and is a predicted model, not a curated record. NCBI's taxonomy places the organism in Eukaryota, Parabasalia, Trichomonadida, Trichomonadidae. Gene Ontology annotation, molecular function: protein phosphatase regulator activity. Gene Ontology annotation, cellular component: protein phosphatase type 2A complex. The transcript has a single exon.